GAAAGCAACUACGCUGUACCUUUCCCUGCCACUCGUUCUUCUGCUUUUUACCCUAAAUCUUCAACUCUCCAUUAUUUCAUUUUCAAAACCAAACUAAUUUCGAGGCUCUAAGCCUGAAAAAGGAAGGGGAAAGAAGAGUUGGGAAGCUCAACAGUGAACCCCACUUUUUUUUUUUACUAUUUUCAUUCAUUCAUAAUACUCUCCCCCAUUCAGUACUUUCAAAACUCACAUUAUCCACUCUUUCUAUUCGAUUAUCCUUUAGCUCACAGUCUCUUCCUCUUCGCCUCUAGUUUUUUCCACCCACUGUUCUCCACCCAUGUUGAUUGGAACUGUUGUCAGACUAUCACUGGCAUCCUACUAAGUGAAACUCUCUUUUUUAUUUUCACUUUCGUGUUUACUUGCUUCAAUCAGUAAACUUUGAGCUCCACGGUUCCCCAGUUUUUCCAUCUUCACUUCCUACUUUUCCUCUUUUUUCCCUCUUGGACGGUUUAUCUGAAGACUGGUGGCAGUCCGCAGCUUACCGACAUAUGAUUCUUCCCUCUCUGUCAAAUUUCUGGGAUUUUCUCAGGAAUGAAGAAGAUUAGAGACUAAAGCUGUUAAAUCCAGUAGGUCAGUAGGUGAAUCAGGUUUGGCUUGGUGUUCUCGAGAGUGUGGGGGACAUUUCCUGGACUUCAGUCGAUGGAAUCCUCGGCGGCGGCAUCCUUUAAAAGGGCUCGGUCGCCUGGCAGCGGAAGCCUAGCGCCUUCGUGCUUGGUCGAUGGCUGCACUGCAGACCUCAGCAAAUGCAGGGACUACCAUCGACGCCAUAAAGUAUGCGAAGUUCACUCGAAGACCCCAAAAGUUACAAUUAGGGGUCAAGAACAACGGUUUUGCCAGCAGUGUAGCAGGUUUCAUUCGUUGGUGGAGUUUGAUGAGGUGAAACGAAGCUGUAGGAAACGUCUCGACGGACAUAAUCGACGACGGAGAAAGCCCCAACCCGAUUCCCUGUCUGCGAAUUCAGGGAGGUUUCUAUCCAGUCACCAAGGUACUCGAUACUAUCCGAUAGGUAGCCCCCAAAUAUUAUCGACAACUGCCAUAACGUCUUCUUGGAUGAGGACCCUGAAAUUGGAAACCGAUAUGAACUUGAUAAACUUCAGCGGCCGAACUGGCUUGUUCCCUGGAUUCUCAUCUGAUAACUACAAAGGAGAAAAACAGUUCUCAUUCUUACAAACUACUAGUUCAUCACUCCCUGGAAGUGUUUCGGUUUGUCAACCGUUUCUCAAUGUGAUUCCUUCGUCAAGCAAUGGUGGCAGCAACCUGAAAAUGUUCCCGAACGCGUUAAAUCAAACUAUCGACUCAAAUUGUGCUCUCUCUCUUCUGUCAUCCCAACCGGCUGAGAUUAGGGAGAUUGGUCUGAGCCCCACGGUGCAACAUGGCUCAGCUUUAUCAUUGAUCCCAAACUUGCAUUAUAAUGAUCUAGGAGGAAUUGGAGGUGAGCAAAUCGGAACUGCCGUUUUGGCCGCUGACAGUGGCGGUAACACCAAUAUCCAUGGCCAUGAAAUGUUCCAAAAUAAUCAUCCCGGGUGUUCUGCAACUGGUUCUCACCAUACACUCUCCUUCUCAUGGGAGUAAAAAUAUCUGCCAUUUCCUAUCUACCUCCAAAUCAGAUAGUUUUGAGUAACGAAGUUGGAAAUUUAUAAACAUAUUCGUGUGUUUUGCUUUUAGAAUAUUUAAUGAACUUUUGUUUGAAUGAGUGGGGAAUAAUGUAUGAAUCUUUCAGACAAAAAUAUGUUUGCUUCUGCA
Messenger RNA from Hibiscus syriacus, 1782 nucleotides. Its product is annotated as squamosa promoter-binding-like protein 16. Gene Ontology annotation, cellular component: nucleus. NCBI's taxonomy places the organism in Eukaryota, Viridiplantae, Streptophyta, Magnoliopsida, Malvales, Malvaceae. The transcript has 4 exons. Bases 679 to 1611 code for a protein of 310 amino acids. The record is from RefSeq and is a predicted model, not a curated record. Gene Ontology annotation, molecular function: DNA binding.